UUUGACUAGUAAAUAACCUCAAAAUUAUAGUAUUUAUUUCAAAUUAAACUAAUAAACAAGGUAAAAACUAAAAACGUUGAUGCUUGAAAACAAUACAAUUCGAUUAUGUUAUUAUUUUACGAUAUAAUUAUUUAUGCGCUGAAAUAAUCCAUUUAAAGAGAUAUGGAAACAAACACUGCUGGAUGGAUAGGCCUAAUUGUAGCUUUAUGUUUAACAACUUUUGGUGUGUCAUGGCUGUUAAUUAUUACAAUAAGUUUACUAUUAUUUAUCAUAGGAUUGGCGUCCUUUUUGCAUGUACAACGGGGUAGUAUAGAAAAGUUUUAUAUAAAAUGUGCUGGCAAUCCUUUAAGUUCAAGUUGUAUAAAAGAAGGAGGUCUAGAGCAGAUCGUUAAACAGUUAGAAAGUCCGAAAAAAGUACAAAAGCAAGACAGCAGAGUAACUGGUAGUGAGUUAAUUGAUAGUUCCUUACAAGAGAUUUUAGGUUACAUUAUCAGAGAUUAUGUUUUAACUUGGUAUAAUCUUCUUACUAGAGAUGUUGAGUUUACAGACACUGCAGUGCGACGUACAGCUCAAACGUUGGCUAUAAAUAUUUCAAAUAGGGUCAAAGAAAUCGACUGGAUACCUUAUUUGACUCAAAAGUUUGUGGAUGAUGCGGCAUCACAUUUAAGACUAUAUAAACAGGCCAGAACAAAAAUGAAACUGCAAGAAGCAGCGAAAGAACAGAAGAGCUCACCACAAAGAGAUAAAACAUCUCCGAAAAAGACUGUUCAUAAGAGAAAUAAAAGUGAAACUGAUGUUAGCUGGUAUAGUGGGAGAGCUACAGAACUGAAAAAGGAUCAAGAGAAAAUUAUGGGGCAUUCUAAGUUUGCUGUAAAUGAUGACAAAAAGAAUUUCUCGUUAGAAGACCAUUUUUUUUAUUUAGAACGCCAAAUGGAAAAGGAUACAGUUUCCAGGGACUCGUUGUGCAGGAAUUUAGAUAUUGAGAAAGAGUUUCUAUGUGAACUCACCGAAAUUAUUUUAUACAUAUUACUGCCAGAUGAAGAUUUUCAAUGCAAACCUUUACGAUAUGUACUUCGAGAAAUUUUUGUAAACGGCGUCAUUUUGCCACUGUUCAAUUUGAUUGCUGACCCGGAUUAUAUUAACCAAGCUAUGAUUUGGCUGUGCCUACGCGAAAAUCAGUUGCCCACUGACAUUUUUUUAAGUAUACUUAGAUUAACAGACAGCUGUGAUGAAUUAAAAAGUACCAAAGAUUUAAUAUCUCUCGAAAUACAAACUUUGAGAUCUCGUGACUCUGGAAGAGAAAGUGAUCUUGCUGUGAAACAACAAUUGAGCAGCUUAUAUUAUGUACUAAAAUUAAUAGAUAGCAAAUUGUCAAAAAUGGAAAAUAUGGACAAUUCAGAUGGGCAAUCAUUAGAUUACAUCCAACUGGAAAGUAUUAAAAAAAUUGAUCUGACCCUAGACCAAAUCUUGAAAAACAAUAUAGCCCUUUCCUAUUUUAUUGAUUUUGUUUCUAGUCAAGGAAAACAGCUAGAGCUUUUCUUUUACUUAAACGUUGAAGGCUGGAAAGUUUCCGUUGAGCAGCAACUCUCAAAUCUCCAUCUAACAAAAAUAAUAAAAGGCACUACUGAAUCAGUUGGCCCUAUUUAUGAGAAUAUCCGUUCGACAGCGCUAAGUAUAUACGACCAGUACUUAGGAGAGAAGAUUGAACAAAGAGUACAAAUAAAACCCGCACUUAUACAGGCACUACACUUCAAGAUUCGUAAUCUCAAUGAGACGCCUUCGGAAACCUGGUUUGAUGGAGUUUUAGAAGCUACGUACGAGAAGCUGGAAAGUAAACAUCUACCGCUGUUUAAAAAGAACAAAUGUUAUGUUAAAUUGUUACAAGAACUUGAUCUCCUCCAACAACCGAACUCUGAAGACGAUGUAAUUAGUAUUAAUAGCAACGAAUGUCUGGAAAUCACCGACCCUUUCCCCGUUGCAACUAAGAAAAUGGAUUUCCUAACGGUUAUUGAUAACCCCAAAAACAUAAAACACGUCCGAUCGUUGAGCGACGUAACGAUGACGGUCGGAAAGAAUGAAUCUGAAAUAAAACCACUCAAUUCCAGCCAAGAAAAUAAAUCCCCUACAAACGAAACUGGCGCAAUAAAAGAGAAAAAAGUUGACGAGAAGGCUCUUGCGAGUGGAAACUUUAAUAUUACUAUUAACAUUAUUGAAACUGGUAUCGUAUGCGAAAAAGGUAAAACUUUUGGAAUAUACGCUAUGAGAGUUUCUCAAUCCUAUGAUACUGGGUAUCAAGAGGAGUGGCACAUCUACAGGAGAUACAGUGAUUUCCACGAUCUUUACUGUAAAGUGAAAGAAAAGUUUCCCGAUUUAUCAAAACUUUCAUUUCCUGGUAAGAAAACAUUUCACAAUAUGGAUCGAGCCGUAUUAGAAAGACGAAUGAAGAUGCUUGGUUCAUACAUGAACGAAUUGUGUCAAACUAAUCUGAUAUUCGCUCAUCACGGCCUUAAGGAUUUAUUGAUGACUUUUGUUGAGCAAGGUGAUUAUGACAAAGCAAAUGGAGGACCAAUAUCAACUACAAUUGAUAACCUGGUAAAUCCUCUAAAAUCAGGAAUGAAAACUAUUAAAAAUAUGCCAGAGCAACUUAUAAAUACCGUUGAUGAAGUAGUAGGGGGAUUAUCAAAGGUAUUUCAUCCAAAACCAGUUAGAUUUCCUGAGGCUUGCAAAGUUGGUGCUUCUAUAGAGGAGACCGACGAUAACAUUCCACUUAGAAUUAUGUUACUUUUAAUGGACGAAGUGUUCGAUUUGAAGUCUCGAAAUCAAUGGUUACGAAGAAGGAUCGUAACUUUACUGAGGCAGAUUGUGAGGACCAUGUUUGGUGAUAUAGUCAAUCGUAGGAUAUUAGAAUACGUGUCUUUCAUAACUAGUCCUAAAAAUGUUGCACAGUAUUUAUAUAUUUUUAAGCACUCUUUUUGGCCAAACGGAAUGAGAAACGAUAGGAGAGCAGAACGAGAUGAAGGAAUUAAAAGUAGAACAAGAGUUGCGGCUAAGAUAGCUCUUAUAUCGUGCCUAUCAGAUGAAUUGAAGCAUAUUAUUGGAUCAGAAACGACGAGGCGAGGUUUACUUACAAUUUUCGAUCUUUUCCAAAGACCAAUAUUAAAUCGUAGAUUACUCUAUGUAUUAUUAGAGGGAAUACUGUCUACUUUAUUUCCUGAGAAAGAUAUGAAUAAGUUAUUUAUUAAACUAUAUUCUAAGUCAAAUAAAAACGAACAGAUUAAUACUCAAAAAUCUAGCUGAUGAUUUAUCUAUAUUGUUUUUGUUUAUUACCAUUAUAGUAUAGGUACAAGAUUAUGCACAUGAAAUUUCGUACUACCUACAUACAUUUUUUUAUUUUAAACUAGUAUCGUGUAAUCGGGACAAAUUUUGGCCUGGUUACUAGCAAAAAAAACCUUGAUCAAUGUGGCGAAUUGUUGCAAGUGUAUAUUAUACUGGGAUGCAUUCAAAACCAUGCUAUCUGAUGCGGACAUGAUUCUCUAAAGAACUUUAUUACAAAUGCUGCUAUCACUUUAUUGUAACACUCUUAACUCAUGUUAUUUCAUUUUGGCAUCUAUUAGUACUAGUAGACUCAUCCAAACGAAAUUGAAAUGAAAAUUUUUAAUUUUAUAUUUUUUGUAGCUCUACUCAAUCACUGAGGCAACCUCAUAUCUACUUUACUUUUUUAAGCUCUUCUUUCUUUUCCAGCCGACGACGCCAUUAGAUGUUAACUAGUCUUACGGUCUUCUUGUAGAAUUUACUUUCAUUUUAUUGUAGGUUUUCUUCAUAAAACACAUCACUUGUUUUUUUUUGCAUUUCCUUCAUAUUUCACUAACACUUUACCACUUCCUCCUAUUUCCCCAUUUCUCUCUAAUACCGGAUCCUAAAAACCUAAAACUAUUUCGUAUUAACACCACAUCAUAAGUAUAUAUUAAAUUCAAGGCCAAAACCAUUAGAACUUCCCUGUUUGUGAAUCCGACACUAAUGAGAAUGCAGAAUAAAGACUUUAGCACUGAUCCUGAUGCAAUCACUACUGUCACAUGAUCAAUAUCUCCCACACCUGUCCAAACACUGGUUAUUAAUUUGUAAUAUAAUGCGCACCAGCUAUGAAGAACCAGCGGAGAAUUUCAUUUUCAUACCGCUUCGGACCGAAGGGAACUAACAUCAAUCGCGGUAGGAUACUUUCUUAAGAAUAUCACUUAUCAACCCUUUCUCAACAACAUUCAGAAAUAUCAAAGAUGCGCAAUGUAGGUUCUUCCUUGACGAUUACUGAGUAUACCUUUUACAUUAUUGAUCUAGUCUCAGUGAGAAUUCGUUUCUUACUCUUCCGCAUUAUGUAUUACUCUUGUAAUAUAUACAGGGUGUCCCAAAAGUAGCUGGACGGUCUAAUAUUUCACGAAAUGAACAUCUGAUUGAAAAUUUUGUGUUCAAUAUUUUUGAAAAAUAUAUCGAAUGACACCAAACACGACUCCGCACUCCACCCCAUGGAGGUGUGGUGGGUGGUCACUUAAAAUUUUUAAAUAGGAAUCCUCAUUUUUAUUGCAGAUUUGGAGUCCUUACGUAAAAAUAAGCAACUUUUAUUGGAGACAUUUUUUGAAUUAUGGAUAGGUGGCGUUAUAAUCGGGAAAAACGAUUUAUCGAUAUACCCUGGGUAAAUUAUAGAAACGGUCUAAUAUUUCGAGAAAUACACAUCCAAAUGAAAAACCAAAAAACACGUGUUAAAUAUUUUUCAAAAAUCUAUCGAAUGACACCACACACUACCCUGCACUUCCAAUCCCUGGGGAUGGGCCGGGGGUAAAUUUGAAAUAUUAAAUAGGGACUCCCAUUUUUUAUUGCAGAUUUAUAUUCCUCAUAAAUAAAUAAGUAACACUUAUUCGAAUUGUUGAUAGAUGAUGCUCUAAUCGGAAAAAUACGAUUUGUUACCGCCAUCUGUCUAUAAUCCUAAAAAUGUCUGGAAUAAUUAAUUAUUUUUUCAUGAGAAAUCCAAAUCUGCAAUAAAAAAUGAGGGUUCCAAUUUGAUAAAAUUUCAAAGUUAAUCCCCACCCCACCUCCAGGGGUGGAUUGCGGAGUCGUGUAUGGUGUCUUCGAUAGGUUAUUGAAAAACAUUAAAAACAUAUUUUUCGGUUUUUUAUUUGAAAGUGUAUUUCUGGAGAUAUUAAACCGUUUCUAUAAUUUACCCAGGGUAUCACGAUAAAUUGUUUUUCCGAUUAUAAUGCCAUUUAUCCACAAUUCCAAAAAAUGUCUCAAAUCAAAGUUGCUUAUUUUUAUGUAAGGAAUUCAAAUCUACAAUAAAAAUGGAGAUUUCUAUUUAAGAUUUUAAAAUUACCCCCAUCCCGCCUUCCGGGUAGAGUGGAAGUCAUGUUUGGUAUCGUUCGAUAGAUUUUUGAAAAAUAUUAAACACGUUUUUUUUUCAAUUUUCCGAUCCGAUGUUCAUUUCGUGAAAUAUUCGAAUGUCCCGCUACUUUUGGGACACCCUGUAGGAAGAUGUUCAACAGUGAACCCCUUUUUUUUUGAAAACUCAAAAAAUAGGUAAAAUUAAAAUUUAAAAUAUAUUUUUUGCGUUUAAACUACAGAAUAGAGUUUCUAAAUUAUUGUUUUAAAGUGUAUUUUUAAUUUUAAAAAUUUAUGUAAUAAAUAUUAGUAUUUGUUUGUUAAAUGUCAUUUGAUUAACUGUUGACCAGGGGUCGUUCACAAUGAACCAUGCAAAAUUUUACAGUGAACAAUUUAAUUUAUCAGUGAACCAACAAUGCGAUGAUCAAAAACAAGUGGUAAAAAGUAUAUGAUUUUUAUUUAGUUAAUGUUUUAUUACAAAAAUGGUGCUUAUUAAACAAACAAACGUAGUCCUGCUAAGAUAAUUUAAAAUAAUACAGGCAUUAAAAAAAUAAAAAGAUCGAACAUCAAAAUUUGAAAAACUUAGUAGCUUAUGUUAGACAUAAAGCACAGAGAGUCAAAAACUUAACGAAUGUUCAGCAAGGAUAAAUCAUCCUUGAACAAAAACGUUUCUUGUCUACUUUUAGAUCCAAGCACUUUUGGAUGUUUAAAAAUCAAAAAUCAUGUUUAGUCAAAAAAUUAAAAAUGUAAACUUUUGUUUUUCUCUUUCUUUUAAUCUUAAAAAUGAUACGAAGCAGUCAUCAUUCUCAUCAAUACCUUGUAAAAUUUUUGCUACGUAAUAAACAGACAGUUUUUUUCUAGUAAAGUGUACCAAGACAAAAUCAUCUUCUUUAGGAUUUCGUGAAAGAGGAGCAAAGUUUUCAUCCAAAAUUUCUAAGUCAUCAUCAUCACUUAGUUUUUCGUACCAGUCAUCAUCAGAAGAGCUAUCAGAAAUAAAUUAUUCAGAUUCGUUUGUGUCUGAAUCAGAUUUUUUUACGCUUAUUUUGUUUUGUCAAUGCAGCUUUGGUUUUUGUAUUAGCAGAAUCUGCAAAAACCUGUCUUUUUGCAGUUUCUUUUUUAGCUUUUGCGUUAGCCCGUUCUAAAGCUAUUGCACCCUUUUCCGGUGUAUCUGUUGCUAUAACGCUUUUUUUAACAUUUCUACGUUUUUUCUUUUCAUCACGAGGACCUGCUUUUAAAGGUGGUCGAAAUAUUUCUGGUGUUAUUAAUACUUUGGUGGUGUACUGGGAAGGGUGUUCAAUGGAUUUCUCUGUGUCUGCAACAUCAUCCGCGAUUUUGCUUGGUUUUUUUCGUUACGUUGUGGCGUUUCAGUUGUUUCAGAGGUUGGCUCAUCUGUUGUAUUGUUGGGUUCAGGACGGUCCGUAACACUGCUUGGCAAAAAUCUUCGUCGCUAAAUAUGUUUCUGUUAAAUGGAAAAAUUCCACACUUGGAGAAGGCAGCGGCUAUGUUCAGUGGUGGCAUAGCUCUGGGAUAAGCAUGGCCGACAAACUCAGCCACUUGAUAAAUGGUGACAGGCUUCUCUGGGUUACGAAGCAUCCAGGAUUCUAAAGCGGCAUAAUAAUACGUCUUAAACAGACUUAGCAGUCCAACAUCUAACGGCUGCAAUUUAGCUGAAGUCUGCGGAGGCAGUGUGAGAAUUGUUACUCCAGAAUUUUUUGCCAAAUCCAAGGCCUCUAUGGAGAGAUGCGAUUCGUGGUUAUUCAUGAUGAGUAAUGACGGAUUUUCAGGAGUUGAAUUGGUAUGAUGGAUAAAUUGUUUUAUUACGUCAACAAACAGAUUACUAUUCAUCCAACCAGAUGGAGCCGCCAAUCCUAACGUCCCAGGGGGAGCUCCGUGCAACAUCAGGUCUCUAUAAUUCUUUCUGGGAAAAACAAUGCCAGGAGGUAUUGCAUGCCCUGUUGCGCUUACCAUGCAACAUGUAGUAACCAAAGUUCCCUUUUCACCGCUAGUAACCUUUCCGACAUUCGACAAACCAGUUGGGGCAAUUACCUUUUGGGGUUUCUGAACAGUUGAUGUUCCCGUUUCGUCCAAAUUAUAAAUGCGUGUGCCAUCAGCAAAUUUGUCAUUUCUGUUAAUAACAUUUGAUAAAUUAUCAAAAAAGGUUUUCACAUUUUCUCGGUUAAAGGGCGUUGCUUUUGCAAUACUGCAGGGUUCUGGCUUUCUCAACGAGAUAUCUGGAUGUCGAUUUCUAAAACAUCUAAGCCAUUCUACACCAGCUAUGGAAUUUCUUUACCAGGAAUCUGGCAUUUUAAUGUUGUUUAGCCUCGCCAUUUCAUAAGCAACUUGCCUGCAGUCUUUUGUGGUGAGUCCGUAGAAUUUUAGGGCACAAAUCUUGAAGUAUCCAAUUAAUACAUGUUCUUGUUCUAAAGAAAAAACCCGAUUUACUUCGUAGUUGGGAACCAAAGAAAAGUUGCCUUGAUUUUCUCUUUUUUUACAUAGCGGCGAAGUGUAGGAUAAGGAAUUUCGGUUUUUUUUAGCUGCCUUUCGUAUACUCAUGCCUUUUUCUACUGCUUCUAAAGCCUUUCUCAUAUUUUCCUGUGUAGUUGCUCCAAUUUUUCUUUACUUAGUUUUGUUUCGCGGCAUUCUAGAAAAUAAAAACGUAAAAUUGUUAUUCUAGAACGUGUUUAGUUCGAGUCUAAUAAAUAAAAACAAUAAACAUAAAUGUACUUUUUAAGUAAAGUUAACUUAGUUCACAUUUUUUUUAAGAAACACUCACAAAAAGUAUCUGGUUAACAGUGAACCGGUUCACUGUGAAACAGGGUCGAUUGAUUCACUGUGCACUACCCUGUACAUUAUUAUAUUUUAGGUUAGAAAAAAUAAAAAAGCUUAACACACUUGCAACUAUUUUACAUAAGUAUGGUCAAAUACCUAUAGAAAAUUAUGUAAAAGGUUUGCUCUUAAAUAUAAUCAACGCAAGGACAUUAAAAAUCGUAAUACUUACGUACUUUAAAUAUAUAAGUUUUUCCCUCUAAAAACAACAAUUGGCUCACACCUCCUAUAAACUUUGCAGCACGUGCCGGCUAACUGACCGGAUGGAUUUGUAAGUCAACUGUGGUUAAUAUUCGUAGAACGCAAGUGUCUGGCGUUGCCAGAUUUCCUAAUAUUUCUGUGGUUCACUGUACCCCACUGGUUCACUUUUAAACAUCUUCCCCUAUAUAUUAUAUUCUCAAUAUCAAUAAUCAUGUAAACGUUUGUUUGAUUCUCACGUAGUUUUCCAUUAGCUGUCAUAUAAUUGGAUUUGUUGUUUGUCUGCCAUACGGAUUUUUGGCUAUUCACGUUUCUGCACUACGUUUUGCUUCGAUAAUUUUAAAUACCUUCUUUGUAUUUUUUAUGGACUUAUUUGGGCACCAUCAGGUCUCCUUGUUCUUAAUUUUUUUAGUACUGUUCAAAAUAUUUCAAUUACUGUCUCUGUAAUAAUAGUAUUCAUGUUUCUCCCAGUAAUUUUACUAACACUGCCUUUCGUAUUGCAAAUCCUUUUCAAUACUUUUGCCUUAUUUCGAAUUUUGCUAAAUGUCCAAUAACUUAUUUUCUUACCUUGUUAAAAUUAACUUUCUGAAUAUCUUCUCUAUCCUUUAUAAAUUUUGACAUAUUUUGAAUAUGCUCCAAUACUUUCAACUUAUAUCCUGGUAUUAUCUAAACUUUUACUUUGAUUUAAGAAAAAAAAAACAAUUUGCCAAUAGAAAUAUUUUUGAAAUAAUGAUUUAAUUUGAAAAAAAAAACGAAAAAAUCGUCUCUUUUGAGGUAGUUUUAAAAGUGAGUACAAAGACAUAUAUAUUUCUUUUUUGUAAUUACAGCUUCAAUUUACCGUGCACUUCUCGUAGACUCUGCCGGUAAGGUAGAGUCGUGUUGAGAAAACCUGGCGUGCCCCUAUUAAGAAAACUAGUAGCGCCAUCUUUAAAGAAAAGUGAGAACUAAUUUUACAAUAUAAAGUUUAAAAUGGCUUAAAAUUCCAAAUAAAACUCGAUGCAUCCAUAUAAAAGCUGUUGAAUAUUAUUAGCUGUUGAAGUAUGUUUAAAAUCGAUUACAAGAUUUUUCCCGGACAAGGCGACAGACAAAGAACAGGCGAAGUAUAUAAAAACGUGGUAAUGGUAAUAACUUUGCAUCAAGCAAGAAACGUAGAUGCCAUUUAACAAAAAUAUAUCACUCUUAUCCAACUAGCAACGGAAAUAUUGUUUUUUUUUAAUUAGUUAUUUGUUUAUAAGCAGUUAGGUUUCAAAUUAACAAAACUAGUUCAAAACUGAACUUUGAUUUAAAAAAAUACACUUUCUCAGUGGAAAUCUUUCAUGCUCUGAGAAUUCAUCCCUUUUUAAGAAUUAGGGAAAAAAUUAAGAGUUAUCACUAUCGCAACUUCUAAAAUCGAGUAUUUGAAUUCGCAUUUUGUUCUAUAAAACAUGGUAAAUUACACACGAAUUUAAAAAUUUGUUGAAAAUAAUAAACACCAAAUUAUUAAUAACACUCUUUAGAAGCAUAAUGUAUUACUUUUUUUAAUUAAUUUUAGUUACAUAAUUUGAUAAAAAUAUUAUUGUUAUAUUAAUUUUUUAUUUUUUGUAUACUUCCCUGAGGUUUUUGCGAUUAACCAAUCGCUAGAGUUGUUCCGCUUAUAUUAUGCUUCCAAUAAAUUUAGCAAAAAUAUCAGCAUUUUAAUUUUUUUAACAAUUUUUGUAUCACUUUUAUCACCACAUUCAACUUUCACUAUAUCAGGUCUCAAAUUAAAUAUCUUUGAACAGCAAAAAAUAAAACGCCCAUUUCUCAAAAAUAGACGAUACGUGCGUUUUUUGUUUAAAUCAUUGUUUUUUACAAUGUGAACGAAAUUAUCAAUGCUGGACAUUUUAUCAAAAGUGAACAAUAUUAAUUUUCAUUUAUAUCAUGUGUAAUUAAACCGAAUUUUUCAUGUUUAUCUGUUACGAAUUGCCAUAAGUUUUCAAUAGAUUUUCGAUAAUUUUAUUGGAUUCUAUUAUAUCCACAUUUAUUGUGUAUUCUUUGUAACUGUGCCUUUUUGUUAUUAUUAAACUGUUAUUUUUUGUAGGAUAAUUCUGUUUUUAUUUAAUCUUAAUUUAGUCUUAAUAAUAAAAAAGUAAAUUGUUUAUUAUGGUAUCCUGUAUUGUUAAAAGUAUUAUUUAUAAACAUUAUCCCGCCAUUUAUUUUAUAUAUUUAUUAUAUAACUAUUAAACUAUUUUAGCAUUUA
This is a messenger RNA of Diabrotica virgifera virgifera (western corn rootworm), 10606 nucleotides long. RefSeq names its product sorting nexin-13. Lineage: Eukaryota; Metazoa; Arthropoda; Insecta; Coleoptera; Chrysomelidae. Gene Ontology annotation, cellular component: early endosome. The record is from RefSeq and is a predicted model, not a curated record. Gene Ontology annotation, molecular function: phosphatidylinositol binding. The coding region runs from base 163 to 3297 and encodes 1044 amino acids. The transcript is spliced from 17 exons.